Molecule: messenger RNA, 860 nt
Organism: Talaromyces proteolyticus
Lineage: Eukaryota; Fungi; Ascomycota; Eurotiomycetes; Eurotiales; Trichocomaceae
Product: alpha subunit of riboflavin synthase
Exons: 3
Coding region: 64-771 (235 amino acids)
Biological process (GO): riboflavin biosynthetic process
Molecular function (GO): riboflavin synthase activity
Source: RefSeq, a predicted model, not a curated record
AUCGGCAACUUGGAAAGAGCCCGAACUCUCAUUCUUCUUCCACACCGGCACAUUGCGAUCACCAUGUUUACUGGUCUCGUUGAAACAAUCGGGACGGUGACGUCCCUGGAGCCCCUCGACACCAGCGUCAGCGGGGGCGGGGGUACGUCGCUAACCAUCGGAGACUGCGCGGAGAUCCUUGGGGAUGCACAUUUGGGAGAUAGCAUCAGUGUCAAUGGAACAUGCCUGACUGUCACGGCUUUCGACAAGGAUUGGUUCAAGGUCGGCGUCGCACCCGAGACUCUUCGUCGAACGAAUCUAGGAUUGCUACAGUCAAAUUCCAAAGUCAAUCUUGAACGAGCCGUCUCCUCUGAGACACGGAUGGGUGGUCAUUUUGUUCAGGGCCACGUUGACACCACCGCCACGAUUCUCUCGGUUACCCCGGAUGGAAACGCACUCACGUUCAGACUACAGCCCAGGGAUAGGAGCAUUUUGAGAUAUGUUGUGGAGAAAGGCUUCAUAACACUCGAUGGAGCUAGCCUCACUGUCACGAAAGUUGUCGAUGGCGAGGACGGCUAUUGGGAGGUCAUGCUGAUUGCUUACACCCAGGAGAAAGUCGUCACAGCUGCGAAAAAACCUGGCGACGAUGUUAAUGUCGAGAUUGACAUGGUUGGAAAGUAUGUCGAGAAAAGUGUGCAGGCUUAUUUCAGCCAAGGUACUGGAGGUGACUUUGCCAUACUGGAGAAAAUUGUGGGGAGAAUUGUAGACGCAAAACUCCAGCAGUCCAAAUAGAUUUAACAUUUGAUUUUGUCUAAUCAAGAAUAGUGGAACGACUACAUAUGUACUAGGUGGGGCAGACGAUCAAAAUAUAAUCACGUUGG